AUGAGUCCUCUAGAAGUGCACACACCCCGCGUCCGCAACUUGACCAUUUAUUGUGGCUGGCAAGUGCCUGUGUUAGAGUUAGAUGUCGACUUUCCUCAGCUUGAAAGCCUCACCCUGUAUAGCUUCAUUUAUUUUUCAAGAAGCGAUGAAGCCGCACACGAACCCGUCCCGAUCUUCUCCUUCGCAGCGUCGCCCAUGUUACGCAAGCUCACUUUGAAGGCUUUCCAUUUCUUCCCCGGUAUCGCCUAUGGUUCCCUGACGCACCUUGCCCUCGAGGACAUGACCCUUCCCUCUCUCGGCAGCGUCCUCCGCCUCAUAUCAAGGUGUGCUCCCACCCUCGAAGGCCUCGUGCUUCGCGAGCUCUCCGUCCGAGCCCGUCCCCCUACUCCCGCAGAAGAACCCCCUCAAAUCCACCUCCCCCGCGUCCGACGCCUCGCUCUGGGAAGCCGGUCCGUCACGUACGACUCGAUCCAGUUCCUCAAGUACCUCAUCCCCCCCGCUUCAGCGUCGCUGCACCUCGUCGGCGACGUCGCGACGAACCUCCCCCCCUCCCUCCCCGCGCUCGCAUGGAUCGGCGCCUGCACCACCCUCGCCGUCGCGCUGGCCGACAGAGAGGUCACGCUCGUCCUCUCUGGGGCCCCCGGCCCCCACGCGGCCGCGACGCUCUCGCUCGGCUGGAAGGAGGACCGGGACGACCCUCGGAGCGCGCCGCGCGCGAAGCUGCUAGCGCACGUGCCGUGGGCGCGGCUCGCGGCCGUCGCGCUCCGCGCGGACACGCUGGACUGCUCCCCGUUCGUCCUCCUCGACGUCGUCCGCUCGGCCGCGCCGGAGCGCGUGCGGUCGCUGCGCGUCGCGCUCGCGCCGUCGUUGUCGCUGCGGCACGGGCGGGAGGUCGGGGAGGUCCUCUCGACGGUGGUAGGCGGGCCUGGGAAGGAGACGCCGGGGUUGGACGAGCUGGAGGUGUGGACGGAGGACGUGAAGAAUCAACUGGUGCCGAUGGAGCUUGGGAGGCGGGCGAGAGGCGUGAAGAAGGUCGUGGUCCACUGUCCUGCGUUGAAGGACGAGACUCUCCGGACGUGGUGGGAUCAGACACGGAGGGACCUGCCGCAGGCGGAGAUGCGACUGCUGGGUGGUCAGGCGAUGGAGGCUCUGCACCUACCGGAGCUGGAUAAGGCAAUGGAUGGCUUUGUAUGGUCGUAG
Molecule: messenger RNA, 1200 nt
Organism: Epithele typhae
Lineage: Eukaryota; Fungi; Basidiomycota; Agaricomycetes; Polyporales; Epitheliaceae
Exons: 1
Coding region: 1-1200 (399 amino acids)
Source: RefSeq, a predicted model, not a curated record